Molecule: messenger RNA, 2193 nt
Organism: Acanthisitta chloris (rifleman)
Lineage: Eukaryota; Metazoa; Chordata; Aves; Passeriformes; Acanthisittidae
Gene: MYOCD
Product: myocardin
Exons: 6
Biological process (GO): cardiac muscle cell differentiation; smooth muscle cell differentiation
Source: RefSeq, a predicted model, not a curated record
GAUCGUCCCCCCAGUGCCGAUGGCCACACUCCAGACCCAGCCCCGGGGCAGGGCAGCCAGUGUGACAGCCCCAAGCAGACAGCAGGGCAGGAGAGCCCAACACUCCCAGUGCCCUCGGCUGUGAAGUCCAAAUCAUCCAGCGACAGCAAGAACCGCCACAAAAAGCCCAAGGACACCAAGCCCAAGGUGAAGAAGCUCAAGUACCACCAGUACAUCCCUCCAGACCAGAAGGCAGAGAAGUCCCCUCCACCCAUGGAUUCUGCGUAUGCCAGGCUGCUGCAGCAGCAGCAGCUCUUCCUGCAGCUCCAGAUCCUCAGCCAGCAGCAGCAGCAACAGCAGCAGCAGCACUACAGCUACCCUGGGAUGCAUCAAGGACAGCUAAAGCAAUCCAAUGAGCAAAUGGUCAAAAGCUCAAAUUCUUCAUCAACUUCUGUCAACAACACCCCUCUUUCUCCGGUGAAAACCACCUUUUCAGGCCAGACUUGUGUCUCAUCUAUCAAGCCAGGCCCUCUGCCAUCCAACCUGGAUGAUCUCAAAGUGUCAGAGCUGAGGCAGCAGCUCCGGAUACGAGGUUUGCCUGUGUCAGGCACCAAAACAGCCCUGAUGGAGCGGCUGAGACCCUUCCAGGAGUGUGGCAGCAACACAGUGCCCAACUUCAGUGAGAUCACCACCGUCACCUUCCCAGUCACUCCAACAAGCACCCUGUCAAGCUACCAGUCACAGUCCUCCACCAGCAUGUUAUCAAAUGGCUUUUACCACUUUGGCAGCACCAGCUCCACCCCACCCAUCUCACCAGCCUCCUCUGACCUCUCUGUGAGUGGCUCCUUGCCAGACACUUUCAAUGAUGGGCCUAUGUCCUCUCCACAGUUUGGUCUCCAGCCAUCUCCAGUGCAUGGCAGUGCUGAGGAAAGCCUCAUGAGCAGCAUGAACGGAGGGAGCAUCCAGCUGGAGCUGGAAGGAAUUGACACAGAGAAAGACAAGAUGUUGGUGGAGAAGCAGAAGGUCAUCAAUGAGCUGACGUGGAAGCUGCAGCAAGAGCAGAGGCAGGUGGAAGAGCUACGGAUGCAGCUCCAGAAGCGAAAGAGAAGCAAUGGCCUUGAGGAGAAGCAGCAGCCUGCUCAGCAUUUCUUUGGUGUUCCCAUCAAGCAAGAAAACGCUGUGUCCAGCUGUCCAUUUGCAUCCAAACAAACAGCCUUGAAAGGCCAGGCCAGCAGCUCGGACAAGCUGAGUAACUGUGGGGUGCCACAGGUGCCCCACAUUGUAAAUAGCCACUGCUUGGAGCCUGCAGGGCAAAGCACCAUCACCUCCUCGACAUUCCUGAGCCCGCAGUGCUCCCCCCAGCACUCUCCCGUGGGGGCUGCCAAGAGCCCCCAGCACAUCAGCCUGCCACCAUCCCCCAACAGCCACUACCUGCUCUCGGUGUCCCCCGGGUCGCAGGCAGACGGGCGCAGUGGGUCCCCCCAGGGCAGCACCUGCCUGCGCUCAGCCUCGCAGAUGACACGAAGUCAGCAGAUGGACGAGCUCCUGGACGUGCUGAUUGAGAGUGGAGAAAUGCCAGCCAAUGCCAAGGAAGAUCGGUCCUGCCUCCAGAAAGUACCUCAGAUAACAGUGUCUACAGGGACCUCCAGUGCCUCUCUCCCAAAGCCCUCAGUGCCCUUCGAGCCAGUGCCCUCGGCACCGCUGCCCUUCGAGCACUGCCCAGGCAGCAGCGACGCUCACCUGGAGGUGCUGCUGAAUGCCCACAGCCCCCUGGGCAGGGUCAGUGAAAUGGCCCUGCUGAAGAUGGGGGCAGAGGAGCCUCACUUCGAAGGGAUGAUAGAGAGCUUCUCCGGCAAAGCCGCGGACGAACUGCUCACCUCCCAGGAGAUCUUACAGACUCCCCUGUCGCCCAUGGAGACCCAGCUCUCCCCUUCCCCUGCUGAGGGCUCUGCUUUGCAAAUGAGCUUCACUGAGUCUCCGUGGGAAACGAUGGAGUGGCUGGACCUCACCCCCCCCAGCUCUGCCACCGGCUUCGGCUCCCUGACCCCCGCGGGCCCCAGCAUCUUCAACAUCGACUUCCUGGACGUCACCGACCUCAACCUGAACACCAGCAUGGACCUGCACCUGCAGCAGUGGUGAAGGUUGGUGCUGGGGCAGGAUGCUGUGAGCCUGCAGCAGGCAGUGCAGUUUGUCUGUCCUGCUGGCAACACGCAG